Molecule: messenger RNA, 1737 nt
Organism: Moesziomyces antarcticus
Lineage: Eukaryota; Fungi; Basidiomycota; Ustilaginomycetes; Ustilaginales; Ustilaginaceae
Product: integral to membrane protein
Exons: 7
Coding region: 1-1737 (578 amino acids)
Biological process (GO): phosphatidylcholine biosynthetic process
Source: RefSeq, a predicted model, not a curated record
AUGCUGUCACCGCCCGCCACAAAUGCAACACCCUUCCGCUAUCACACUCCCUUCCGCAAAACGUCGCGACACGCAUCCUCUCUGCGUACCACCAUCCAGCCAUCAACCGUGACUCCUCAACGCGCAGUGGCCAGAGCACCAAUGAGUACAGAUUACCUCGCCGUCCCAGACCCGGACAUUGCGGCUGCUGCCGACGACGCAAGCUCAUCCACUCCCAUGCGUCGCGCUUCAUCCACCUCGUCCAAUCACUCGCACAUCUCCGAGGCCUCCUCCUCGGCAUUCGACGAUACCGGCAGGCCAGCUCUCUCGCGCGCGUCGAGUAUGGCCUACUCCGAUGACGGUUCCACCACGCCCUACCGUACCUACAACUCCAGUGCCUCGGGUUCCGUGGAGGGCAUCGAUCUGCUCGGCUCGUCCCACUCCGGCGCCCUGCCACUCAGCGACUUGUUCGAGACCUACUUCUCUCCACGCAUCGAUCUGGCCGGCAGAAAAUGGACCGCCUUCUCCGGCGACAUGCGCUCACGCGCCCGCAAAAGGCGUGAGGAGCUCGUCCGCAAGGCCAAGUCCAAGCGCGAACUUCAGCAGAUGGACGACGAGCUGAAAAAGAUGCGCAAAAAGGUCUCGAAGCGCAUCGAGAACCUCCAGCAGAAGUGGGUAGACGCAAAGGUGGUAAGGCUACGCGACAAGAUCUCCUUUGUCGUAGGCGUCCUCAACCUCGUCGUCAGCUCCCUCGUCUUUGCGCUGCGCCCGGAGCACAUCCCGACACUCUACUCGGCCCUCGCCCUCUACUUUUUACCGCUUAGGGUGUGGUCCUACACCUCCAAGAAGUGGCACUACUUCCUCUUCGACUUUUGCUACUUUCUCAACGUUGCCAACCUGCUCUUCAUCUGGGUGUUCCCCAAUUCCGAGUUCUUGUUCACAGUAUGCUACUGUGCUGCACAUGGCCCACUCGCAUUCAGCGUCGCAACAUGGCGGAACAGUCAGUAUCAUAUCGACCAACAGAUCGUCUAUCCAGAGUUGCUGACACGGCACAUUGUGUCGAAUCUAGGUCUCGUCUUUCACUCGCUCGAAAAGAUGACUUCGCUCUUCAUCCACCUAUACCCGCCAUUUGUCUUUACGACAAUGGUGCACUUCAUGCCCCACGAUCAAGCUGUGACACGCUUCCCGGCGCUCGCGAACCUCAAGACUCUCAACGGAUACACCAGCUUCUGGUUUAACGUGACGAUCUAUCUCGUGUGGCAGCUCGUCUACUACGAGCUCAUCGUCAUCCGCAAAAAGUCCAAGAUCGAGACGGGCGAGCGCAUCAAUUCCUACUCGACCAUGAGCAAGGGCAAGGGUCCCGUAGCCAACCUGCUGGGCAAGGCGCCGCCCAAGCGUCGCGAGCCAGCCUUUAUGCUGCUGCAGUUCGUUUACACCAUCAUCACAACACUGCCGGCUCCACUGAUCCUGUUCCCAAGCUCCACAGCCUCGGCCGUGUUCUUUGCGGUCAUCUUUGUGGUGAGCGUGUGGAAUGGAGCGUCGUACUACGUCGAGGUAUUUGGUCGACGCUUCGAAAAGGAGCUCCUCGAGCUGCGCCGCGAGAUGGAACUCAUCAAGUCCGCCGAACAAGCCGUCUCCGCCGGCACCGGCGCCGACACCGACAAGGAAAAGGACGAGGUCUCCGAGUCGGAAGCUGCUGCUGCGGCCACCUCGCUCCCGGGAGCAGACGCCACUGCUGACAGCAAGAAGGAUAAAUGA